Messenger RNA from Clonostachys solani, 2310 nucleotides. NCBI's taxonomy places the organism in Eukaryota, Fungi, Ascomycota, Sordariomycetes, Hypocreales, Bionectriaceae. The record is from the annotation of a GenBank genome assembly.
AUGGUCCUCCAAGAAAACGACAACGGCGGUGUCGCCGAAUCUCAACACGUCUGGGCCAUGGACGACAACACCGAGCAAGUACACCCACCUGGCUUCUCACCCCGUCGAGACUACCUCUCCUUGCAGGAUGAGGAAGAAAAACCCGCCAGUCUCAGGACCGCAUCGACUCUACCACCGCCCUCGACGCCUACGGACUAUUCUCAACUCCACCUCGAGACUCACGAAGAAGAUAUGAUGAUUGAGAAGGAAAAGGCUGCGAUCGCCAGGAGUGCAAAAAUCCAGGACUGUCUUUCACUUGAAAAGAAAGCCAGCUUUGGGUCAGAUCUCGUCGAGUUUCUUCGAUGGCUUCUGGGUGUAGAAUUGGCACACAAGAAGUGGAAGCGCUUGCAUCACGAGGGAGAGAAAAUUGUCAUUAGCACAAAACGUUUCUCCGUGCUGCAAAAUCUAAUCUUCUUCCACCUACCUGCUGUGGCUGUCACAGCAACCCUACUUGUCCUACACUUCAAGACCCAAUUAUGGCCGUCGUCGCUGCCUUCUUCUGAAGGCCUCAGUGCUCUGCAGUUUGCCGCUCGGAUACACGAAACCCUCGUAAUAGUGUCCUUGACUGAUAUUCUUCUGCAUCGAAUCCGAUACAAUUUGCUUGUGGAGGACGGGAUACCACUUGGAUUUCUCAGCUCUCCAUAUCACCUGGCCUCGCCAAUUCCUCAUCUAUUGAGUUGGGAGUUUAUUUCUAUUGCAAUCAUUCUACUGUUAUUGAUCAGCGGUGGUGCAGGUCCAUUAUGCGCCAUUGCCAUGGUUCCUCGACGGGAACUACGGGAGAUCCCAUACAUAGAGUCUACCCUGAGCAGCUAUGACUAUGUCUUAGCAUCACCUUCAUAUGACACCAUGGAGUUGGCGUCAAGACAUAUUCCCAGAGUAACGAGAGGUACAUGCGUUUCUACGGCGGACCCAACUUGCCAUAAACGAGAUAUGAGUGUGCUGCUCCAAGCGUACCGAUCUGCCUGGCUCCAAUCUCGCGAUGGUAUCUCAGGACAGAAUAUCACCUCGACAGCCUUCGGCACCGAGCUUGAGCAUCGGCCACUCACUUUUUGGGAUAAUAGUACAUUCUCUGUUGCGCUGGGUCCCAUGGAGUUUCUGGCCCGUUCUAUAACUGGCGAGAGUGACCGAUUGUCUGAUGCUGGUGGCGAUACUGGCAUUACUGUCAAGGCUAGAAGGAAAUGGAAACAGCCCUUGGUUGCAACCUGGUGCACUUCUUUUGAGAUAUCUGCAGACAAUAUCUUGCAAGCCCCACGGAGACCUUUCGGCCAUCUGUCAAGGACCCCAUUAAACCACACGAUGACCAAAGAUUUGGAUUUUCUACGAGAGCACGAAGGAGAUGUACGAAAGAACAGGACAGUCAACGGCUUUAUCGAGCUCAACCAGUUCCUCAAUGUACCUGUCAGUGCUGUUUUUCUAUCAAGGGUGGCGGCAAAUCUUUCGCGCCCAAGUUGGACGAAACCACGCGAUGACGAUCCCAGUAUCUGCCUCAUUCAAGCUCGAUGGGUGGAUGGCGAUGCCUGGAGAUCGAAAGCGAGUGUGGGCACUCAAAUAGACAUAGGCGUCAAGCUGGAUGAGAUUGGAGAAUAUCUUUGGCAGACUUCAAAUUCCUCAAAUGUUGCAAGGUUGAAGGCUGAAUGGUUGAACGGUAUCGGCUCACCGGAUAUCAUUGACCCCAAUGUACAAAAUCAGGCCUACGCCGAACUCGCCGGGUUUUCGUUCCCUGUCGACCGUUGGACCACUGCCCCUCUCGCGCUCUACAUUCUCGAUGCAAUGACACGCUCCGUGGAUAUGAUUGAGUGGCACGAGGUACAUAAUGUGACAGCAGAAAACAAGGCAACCAAUCCGGAUUACAUGGCCAUCGACCAUGACCACCUCGCGUACCGUUAUGGUUAUGAUUUCAGGGGAACCAGCACCAAAUUGGCCAUGCUUUUACUGCUCGCCCAUGUCUUAAUAGUAUUCCUGCAUCAUGGAUCAACAUUGCUUUCCUCAACACCAUGGCAAAGCUCCGGAUGGGGAAGUUUUGGGGAGAUGCUGGCGCUCGCCCUGCGGUCUAGAGCUCCAAAGGGGCUACACAAUGUAGGUGGCGGUUCCAGGAGUGCCAAAACUUGGAUGACUAUUGUAAGCAUCAGAGAAGUGGGGGAAGAGGGAAGGCUAGAGGUCGUAAUAGACGACCCUGAGCCACAGGGAGCCGUCUGGGACAACGAUCGGCUCAGCGUUGGUGAUGGAACGCAGGUGAUAAGGCGUGCAGCUGCCGGAGUCGCAUACAAGUAG